AUGGUUCUUCUUAUCACCACCCCUCCCAUCCUCUCCGCCAUCGAGGCCCUCCCGACAUCCUCGCGGAAUGAUCUCGACCUCCCCGAGGCCUUGGAUCUCAACGACCCCAUCUCCCAUGCUCAGAUUAUUCAAAUCGCCCGGUAUUUCCGGGCCCAGACUCCGGCAGACACAACCAGAGGCAGGAGUCUAGAUGCCCUUCUCCGCGGAACAAAAGUGUAUAUUCCGCCUCCGCCUAAGAAACCAGAGCCGAGCCCCGAAUACCUCGCCCUCAAAGCACGCCUCCUCGCCGCCGCCGAAACAGACGCCUACAACCGCAUGACCUCCUCCACUCUCACCCCAUUCACCACCAGCCGCAGCGCACCAGCACCGAACUCCAUCUUCACAUCCUCAACACCCACGGUCUCCGCCCUGCAUGACAAAACCAACAACCUAUCCGAUAAGAGAGAAGAUGAGGACCCACUUACCCCAUCCCUCGUCCUGAAUAUAUUCCUCUCGGUCCUGAUCACAGGGUUCAGUGUGUAUUGGGCAUUGAGUAGUUUCCGGACGCCCGAGCUGCUUAUUGAGACUGUUGCGGGGGUUUGGGGCGGAGGGGGAAGGGGAGGAGGGAAGGGGGUGUCGGAGGCGGUUAAGGUGUUGGUGUCGUUGGGGUCGGCGUUGGGGGUGGGAGUGGCGGAGGUGAUGAUCUAUGCGAUUUACUUGAGGAAGAUUGAGCUGGCGAGGGGGAAGGAGAGGAGGAUGAAGGAGAGGAAGGUUGUUGUUGAGAGCGAGAAGGUUGGUGGUACUAAGGGUGAUACUGGUGGUGAUUCUGUUGAUGGUGGGGACAAGGAAGAGAUCUGGGGAAGAGGUGUAAAUGGGGGCUUGAGGAGGAGAGUUAGGGAAAAGUGGGAGGAAAAG
Aspergillus sclerotioniger CBS 115572 is the source of this 894-nucleotide messenger RNA. Its product is annotated as TMEM199/VMA12 family protein. The annotation marks the transcript as partial. The transcript is spliced from 2 exons. The record is from RefSeq and is a predicted model, not a curated record. Gene Ontology annotation, cellular component: endomembrane system. Gene Ontology annotation, biological process: vacuolar proton-transporting V-type ATPase complex assembly. NCBI's taxonomy places the organism in Eukaryota, Fungi, Ascomycota, Eurotiomycetes, Eurotiales, Aspergillaceae.